AUGAAUAGCCGUACAAUACAAAUAAAAAACAAUUCAUACGAAGAUCCCUUCACCCAAGGAUAUGCUUUACAAGGACUGAUUGAUAAAGGGUCAGAAGGUAUAGUUUAUUCUAUUUUACACAAAAAAUCAGGACAGUUACUAGCAUGUAAAAAAAUCGAAGUUGGAGAAUCAAGAAUAAAUAAUCUAAGAGUACUACAAGAAAUUAGACUCUUAAAAUAUUUAAACCAUGAAAAUAUUAUUCAUUUAGAAGAGUAUCUUUUUGCUCAAAUUGAAUGUAUUAAUACUGUUUUUCUAGUCUAUGAACUUUUUCCAAGAAAUUUAUCAGAGAGUAUCAAAUCAGGACGGAUUACUGCAUCCACACAAAUGAAAUAUAUUGUUUCACAAUUGGCUUCUGCAUUAUAUUAUUUACAUAUUAAUAAUUUUAUUCAUCGAGAUGUGGUUUGUUUAAUAUAUUUAUUCCUGGUUUUCUUUAGAUAG
Molecule: messenger RNA, 477 nt
Organism: Entamoeba nuttalli P19
Lineage: Eukaryota; Evosea; Mastigamoebida; Endamoebidae
Product: protein kinase domain containing protein
Exons: 1
Coding region: 1-477 (158 amino acids)
Biological process (GO): intracellular signal transduction; protein phosphorylation
Cellular component (GO): nucleus; cytoplasm
Molecular function (GO): ATP binding; MAP kinase activity
Source: RefSeq, a predicted model, not a curated record